AUGCAAGUGGAAGGAAUGAAUACCGUGCCUCAGGGCUGGGAGUCAGGCUUUCUGAUGAGUGCAGUAUGGGUGGCUCUUCAUAUGCCACUUUUGGCAAAUGUGAGUUCAAUCUCUGCGGCAGUGAAUGGGAAUGUAAGUUUUCCCAGGCUGGUCAAUGCUACGGAUAUAUUGGUCCAAGGUCAAGUUUCCUCCCUCUCCCUCCCAGCUCUUCAAUAUCUAAAAGAAUCACUUCGAGUACAAACAUAUCGCCCUUUCGACUGCACGUCUCUGCGUGCAGUCUUUGAUCACACUUCCACAAUAUUCGCAGCGCAGUAUGGUUAUAACUCACCAGAAUACGAAAGCCGAGAAUUUAGAUGUCAGUCCUACUAUGUGAGAGAGCCAAAAAAGGGGCUUUCCCAAGAUGUGCAGAAUGGACUAGGGUUUGGACUGGGACUUGGAGGGGGGCUGGCGGCAAUUUUAGGAUUUACAUGA
Messenger RNA from Botrytis byssoidea, 471 nucleotides. RefSeq lists its product as uncharacterized. Bases 1 to 471 code for a protein of 156 amino acids. The transcript has 4 exons. NCBI's taxonomy places the organism in Eukaryota, Fungi, Ascomycota, Leotiomycetes, Helotiales, Sclerotiniaceae. The record is from RefSeq and is a predicted model, not a curated record.